Molecule: messenger RNA, 1384 nt
Organism: Daldinia caldariorum
Lineage: Eukaryota; Fungi; Ascomycota; Sordariomycetes; Xylariales; Hypoxylaceae
Product: Ctr copper transporter family-domain-containing protein
Exons: 4
Coding region: 337-1014 (225 amino acids)
Biological process (GO): copper ion transmembrane transport
Cellular component (GO): membrane
Molecular function (GO): copper ion transmembrane transporter activity
Source: RefSeq, a predicted model, not a curated record
CUACAUCUUAUAUAAUUCCUUCAGUGGGAGAACGGUCAGACAGAAAAAUCAUAGGUCAUGGCAACCAUAAAUAAUUAAUCUUCGACCUGUCGGGUUUUCCUUGUCAAACGUGUCUUCCCGUUGUUUCUAUUAGAUACCUACUCCCUUAAACUCAAAUUUCUUUUUUUUUAUGCUCGCAGGGUUUAAGAUUUGCUUUCUAUCUUAUAAAAUUACCAACAGAUAAUAACGACAAACUUGGCGCUUGCCCUUAACUCGACCUAGAAGUUUCAUCUCAUCGGAUUAGCAUCUCCGUUCAAGUAUUGAAAUUUUCAACUACGAAGCCACUCGCAUCAAAAGAUGGAUAUAUCAUCGUCAAUUUCGUCGAUGAUGUCGAUGUCAAUGUCGAUGCCAACGUCAACGUCGACUACAACUGGUGCUGCAUCAACCGAAACUGCCAUGGCGGGCAUGGAUAGUCAUAUGGAUAUGGGUAUGGGUGGGAACAGCUGUCAGAUCAACAUGCUCUGGAACUGGUACACCGUCGACGCCUGCUUUAUCUCUUCCUCCUGGCACAUUACCUCCAAGGGAAUGUUUGCAGGUUCUUGUAUCGCUGUGAUCCUUCUUGGGAUUCUGCUGGAGUUUCUGCGACGCUCUGUUAAAGAAUACGACAGCUAUCUCAUCUGUAAGAAUGUUGGCAAGGGUCUCGUCGUUUCCGUUGCCAGUCAUGAUGACAACGAGGAUGGUCGCACUUCACCUAAGUCUGGCCAGACUGCUGCUAACGGAUUGUCCUCGGUCUGUCCAUCCUCAAGCAGCGGAUAUAGGCCCAAAUUGUUCGAGCAAGCUAUCCGUGCCUUCCUCCACACUGCUCAGUUCGUGGUGGCGUACUUCCUCAUGCUGCUUGCUAUGUACUACAACGGUUACAUCAUCAUCUGCAUCUUCAUUGGUGCCUAUAUCGGUAGCUUCAUCUUUCAGUGGGAGAAGCUAGGAGGUGCACAGCAGACAAGUGCCGCGAAGGAAGCUACCGUGUGCUGCGGUUGAGAUACCUGCGAAACGAGAACAACCAACUUCCGAGCGAAGACAAUACGAUGGCCACGAGGGGAUUAGGUGGAUGAGGGCGGAUACGGGGUUUGAUUUCAAUGGCGACGCGUUAUAUACCAUUUAACCUAGCAAUUUAGGACAUAAUAAUACAAGCACGAGACUUUGAAAUGACCCUUCUUGGAGGAUUGGCAAUAUUUUGUAAUAUUUUGAGCUGUUUGAGGCUUGCGGUUAGGUUACAUGAGUUACAAGCUACAUGUAAUGUGGGGCUGCAGACUGGCAGACAGAAUCGCGUCAAAAAAGAUGCUCCCCUUAGCCAGUACCUAAUAUUUCAAAACUCUUAUUUUCAUUACUAAUAACGCUUUAACAACAU